CUGAGAAGAUGACGGUGCUAGUUUUAAGUGUUUUAUUUUUAUUAAAUUUUGGAGAUAUUAGUGCUGCAAGAAUAUUAGCGGUGUUUCCAACACCCUCAAUUAGUCACCAAGUUGUAUUUCGACCGUUGACCGUUGAGCUAGCGAGACGAGGUCAUGAGGUCACUGUUGUCACCGCUGACCCCGCUUACCCGCCAGGACAAGCUCCGAAAAACCUAACAGAAAUAGAUGUCCAUGAUUUAUCCUAUAAAUUAUGGAAAGAUGAAUUUCCAAUUCAAUCCGUUGGUUCAAAAGAAGACAUAUAUGCACAAGUAACAAAAAUAUUUUCUAUAACUUUCAAGCUUAUUAUGUCUCAAAUAGAAACAAAAGAAGUACAAGAUAUUAUUAAAACGAAGAAAUUCGACUUGUUGCUGCUAGAAGCUUAUACGAAACCAGCAUUGGUGUACUCACAUUUCUUCAAAGUACCAGUAAUACAAGUCAGUUCGUUUGGUGGUUUAAAAUUUAACUAUAGAACUGUUGGUGCGUGUACACAUCCUAUGUUAUAUCCAACACAAGUACACCAAAAGCUCUACAAUCUAACUAAUUGGGAUAAAUUGCAACAGCUAUACAUUCAUUGGUGGUUUGAAAAUUUCCAGUGGAAAGUGGAACGAGAACAGGACGAAAUACUGAAAUCUAAAUUCGGUUCUGAUUUUCCGUCGUUAUAUGAAUUAUCUAAUAAUGUGGACAUGCUUUUUUUAAAUGUGAACCCAAUUUGGGUGGAUAAUCAACCAGUGCCAACAAAUGUUGUUUAUAUGGGAGGAAUACAUAUGACAGAACCUAAAGAAUUACCACAGGAUCUUCAGUCGUUUUUGGAUUCAUCAAAAAAUGGUGUUAUUUACUUUAGUUUGGGAACGAAUGUUACGCCUUCUGUUUUGCCUCCGGCAAUAAUACAAAUGCUUGUAAAGAUAUUUUCACAACUACCUUACAACGUUUUGUGGAAGUGGGAUAAGGACGAGUUGCCCGGACAGACAAAAAAUAUAAAAAUAUUCAAGUGGCUGCCACAAACAGAUCUACUAAAACACCCAAAUGUAAAGUUAUUUAUAACUCAAGGCGGUCUGCAAUCUACAGAUGAAGCCAUAAAUGCUGGAGUACCACUCAUAGGUAUACCGAUGCUAGCAGAUCAAUGGUAUAAUGUACAGAAGUACCUUCAUUUUGAAAUUGGAGUCCAGCUUGAUUUCACAUCUGUUACCGAAGAUGAGUUCAGAAAUGCCAUUUUAACUGUUGCGAGUGACAAAAGGUAUCGCGAGAAUAUAAUAAGGUUACGUACCCUUAUAAAUGAUCAGCCCCAGUCGCCAUUGGAGCGGGUCGUCUGGUGGACGGAACACUUGUUACGUCACGGAGGAGCUAAGCAUUUACGAGCAGCUGGCGCGAAUAUAUCGUGGGUAGACUAUUUGGAACUCGAAUUAGUGUUAAUUGUAUUAUCAACAUUAAUUUUUGUAUUAAUAAUUAUAACUGUAUUUAUUACUAUGUUAUGGAAAUUUUUAAUGAAAUACUUUAGGACUGAUAUCAAACGAAAAGUUUCAUAGAUCUUAAUUUUUUUUUUUGUAUUUUCUAAGUUUCUAUCGAUUUUAGUUAUAUAACUCGUAUUAUAUAUUAAAAUAUUCAUAAUCUUAACUGUGAUUAUGCUGAAACUUAUUAAAACCGA
Vanessa atalanta (red admiral) is the source of this 1681-nucleotide messenger RNA. Its product is annotated as UDP-glucosyltransferase 2-like. The record is from RefSeq and is a predicted model, not a curated record. The transcript is spliced from 4 exons. Gene Ontology annotation, molecular function: UDP-glycosyltransferase activity. NCBI's taxonomy places the organism in Eukaryota, Metazoa, Arthropoda, Insecta, Lepidoptera, Nymphalidae. The coding region runs from base 9 to 1562 and encodes 517 amino acids.